Molecule: messenger RNA, 2567 nt
Organism: Hevea brasiliensis (rubber tree)
Lineage: Eukaryota; Viridiplantae; Streptophyta; Magnoliopsida; Malpighiales; Euphorbiaceae
Product: UTP:RNA uridylyltransferase 1
Exons: 6
Coding region: 119-2410 (763 amino acids)
Molecular function (GO): RNA uridylyltransferase activity
Source: RefSeq, a predicted model, not a curated record
AAUACCAAUAGUCUUUUGGAACGUGGACUCAUAAUAAACUCAAUUCGCAAACGAACUCUCACUGCGCCUUUUCUAUUUCCAUUCGCUUCAGUCUAAAACCUCACCCAAAACCACUGUUAUGAACGGUGGCGGAGGUGACGCGCCAUCGAUGCAGCCGGCGGCGAAUGGUGGAGAGUUUCUGCUCUCUUUGCUUCAAAGGCCUAAGCAUCAGCUCCAAACACCAUCACCACCACCACCUUCAUCCCAGCCUCAAUUCCCCAUUCCCAUCUCAAUUACUCCGCCACCUGGACAACAAUAUCUACAGCAGCAGCACCAACAGCAACAACCUCUCGCCGUCGAUCCUGCCGUUGCAGCUGUGGGCCCUAGCAUCCCUUUUGUGCCGCCUCUUUGGCAAUCAAACGGCCGUGAUGUUCUCACUCCUUCUUGGCCCCUCAAUCUUUCUUCUCCUCCUCUACUUCCUGGUUUCCUCGGGUUCCCCCAAAAUCCCUGGCCUUCUCCUGGAAGCCAAUUCCAAGGAAAUCAGCAAGGAGUCGUCGGUGAUGAUGUUCAGAGAUUAGGGUUUUCAAGUGCCGAGGUCAGAGCUAAUAAUACAAUUCAUAAUCUUGUACAUCACAAGCAGCAACUGGAGCAAAAGCUACAGUUUGGCUCGUUUCGCAGUGAUAUCCAAACCGCCGAUGGUUUAUUAGAUGUAAAUUCAAAGCUCAGCGCAGCAAAGGAGCUGGAAGUAGGAUUGGGGAUCAGAAACUUAAACGGAUUGGAAAGGAAUCCAAAAUUUGAACCACAAUUGAACUCGAAUUUAAGAACUUUCGAUUUGCGCGAGCAGGAUUCAAGAGCAGGCGGCGUUUGGGGAAAGCAACCACAUGGAGGGAGUUACAGGUCGCAGGAAACUCGAAUGCCACCUCCAGGGUUUUCAAAUAAACCAAGGGGAGGAGGAGGAGGAGGAGGAAGAGGAAGAGGGGGAGGGGGAGGGGGAGGGAAUUGGGAUAAUGGGCAUUGGAGAGAGGUAGACCGCAGCGUGAACAAGGGAAAUCACAGUGAAUGGAGUAAGAAGAAUGCAUUUUUAAGUAGUGAAGAUAAGAGUCUAAGAGAUGGUAAUCGUUCGCGAGAUUUGGGGCUCAAUGGACAGCUUGAUCACCCAGGGCCGCCAGCAGGGAGCAAUCUCCAUUCUGUUUCAGCAUCGGACAUUGAAGAGCCUUUGUUAAAUUUGGAGGCUGAAAUGAUUGAGGAUGUGAAGGAUGAAGGUGACGAAUUGGAUGAUCUUGGUGAAGAACUUGUCGAUUCUUUAUUGCUUGAGGGUGAAUCUGAUGGUAAGAAUGACAGGAAGCAAAAUCGACAUUCUCGUGAGAAGGAGUCUAGGUUAGAUAACAGGGGACAGCAGAUGCUUAGCCAAAGGAUGAGAAGGCUUAAAAGUCAGAUGGAAUGUCGCAGAGACAUUGAGGGACUAAAUGCUUCUUUUCUUGAAAUUUACGAGUCACUAGUACUGCCAGAGGAAGAGAAGGCAAAGCAGAAGCAAUUGUUAGCAUUAUUAGAGAAACUAGUCAACAAGGAAUGGCCUCAAGCUAAGUUGUAUCUUUAUGGUUCAUGUGCCAAUUCAUUUGGGGUUUUGAAGAGUGAUAUUGAUGUUUGCCUUGCCAUUGAGGAUUCAGAUAUUAACAAGUCAGAAGUGCUGUUAAAGUUGGCAGAUAUAUUGCAAUCUGAUAACCUCCAGAACGUGCAGGCAUUGCCCCGGGCUAGGGUCCCCAUAGUAAAGCUUAUGGAUCCAGUGACUGGAAUCUCUUGUGACAUAUGCAUUAACAAUGUUUUGGCUGUUGUAAAUACCAAGCUUCUUCGGGAUUAUGCACAAAUAGAUGUGAGGUUACGGCAGUUGGCUUUUAUUGUGAAACAUUGGGCGAAAUCAAGAGGAGUUAAUAAAACUUAUCAGGGAACCCUUUCUAGCUAUGCGUAUGUUUUGAUGUGCAUUCAUUUUUUACAGCAGCGUAGACCUGCUAUUCUUCCAUGCUUACAGGAAAUGGAGGCAACAUACUCGGUCACUAUAGAUGAUAUCAAAUGUGCUUACUUUGAUCGAGUGGAAAAACUUCGUGGUUUUGGAUCCCGCAACCGGGAAACAAUUGCUCAACUGGUGUGGGCUUUUUUCAAUUAUUGGGCUUAUCGUCAUGAUUAUGUGAAUGCUGUUGUAUCGGUCCGCACAGGAAGCAUAAUCAGUAAGCAGGAAAAGGACUGGACAAGGAGAGUUGGGAAUGAUCGUCAUUUGAUAUGCAUAGAGGACCCGUUUGAGACAUCUCAUGACCUGGGUAGAGUGGUGGAUAAGUUUAGCAUAAAAGUUUUGAGGGAGGAGUUUGAACGUGCUGCGGAUAUCAUGCAAUAUGAUCUAAAUCCUUGUGUAACGCUCUUUGAACCUUAUGUUCCUUAGUUCACUCUGCUUGAAUAAGCAUAUUAGAUGUAAUUAUGGCAUGAAUUAUGCUCAGGUUGUAAGGACCCUUCUGUCAUCUCUCCUCAUUUUUGUCAGAAAUGUGUUGGGUGGGCUUUUUGUUUAUGUCCUGUUAAUUAUGAAAGGAAUUUCUGGUCUA